UGUGGCUAAAGUGUGGGAAGGCAAGGCAGGUGGGCCCUGGGUGCCACCUGGGAACCCUUCAAAAGCCCCUGUUGGGAAUCUCUGGGUGACAGAAGGUUCUAACUAGAAAACUUUCAAGUGCUGCAGAACAUCAAGCUGGGAUGUUAAGCAAAGCAAAAAUAAAAGUGAGGGGGUAGGCAGGGUGUAUAGUUCUGGAGGACUUGAAAACAUGCUGCUCACAACUGUGCUUUAUUUUGCAUGGUCAGUAUUACCUGACUCUGGGUUUUGUAUUUUUUCUAAUGAACCAACUCUAUUACUUAUGAUUUUGAGAACAUAUAUAAAACCAAAGGCCACAUAUGGACACUCUGAUUAUUAUUCGACCCCAUUUGGGGUGUGUGUGUAACUUUUGUCGUUACAAACAUUGUGUUCUAUGUACAGAAUAACUGGGUUGUUCCUGUUCCCUGUGAUUGUGCUGGAGACUGAGUGGCAAUCUUUGUGCAGCUGAGUAGCAUAGUUUAGCAUGAGCUGACACAUGAAAACGAAGCGGACGGCAAGAAAUGGACACAUAAUAGCACAAUCCCAUUUGCCAAGAUGGUAGGAGGGCAUGUUGGCAGUUUAAGAUCAUACUAACUUAAGUGGGGCAUUUAUCUGACCUAAAUGAAACCCAACGCAUCGUUGCUCAGACCACCCCGCCUUUUCCAAUCUCGGGGGAGGGAGUCUUUAAUGAUGCUCUUUGUAAACUGAUGCCCAGGGCAGUAAGACUUUGGAGAAGUGCUGCUUGUAGAAAUCAAACAGAGGCGCUUCGUCUAAAUGAAAGGCAGCUACUGAAGCGCACGGGAAGUUUUCUCCAGCGCCAGGAAAAAAAUGUCUCUCCUCGCCAAAGUAUUGCAAAGAGAUUGCAAACAGGUGCUCAAGCCUAAAAGGAGUUGCGUUUGUGGGGUGAUUUUUGUAGGUAUGUUUCACCAGCUGCCCAAACUUUCAAGCAACACAUCCCUGGAGGUGCAGAAUAAUGCAGCUGCAAGAGCAGAGGACAAAGAAGAGGAGGGGACGGUGGCAACUUCCGAGGGAGCCAGGGGACUCCUCAAAUCCAGCCGGCACCCAAGCUACCAAAGAGUGAAAAGCCUGAAAGAAAUGCCAGGACCCAAGACCUUCUCCAAUCUCGUCGAGUUUUUCUGGAACGAUGGGUUUGGACGCAUUCAUGAAAUCCAGCAAAAGCACGCUCAGGAAUAUGGAAAAAUUUUCAAGUCUCAUUUUGGUCCCAAAUUAGUUGUAUCCAUUGCAGAUCGAGACAUGGUGGCCCAGGUUCUCCGGGAAGAAGGAUACAUGCCACAACGAGCUGACAUGGAUUCGUGGCAGGAAUAUAGGGAUCUACGAGGGAGAGCUACAGGACUUAUAUCUGCAGAGGGGGAACAGUGGCUAAAAAUGAGGCGUAUACUAAGACAAAAAAUGCUAAAACCCAAAGACGUUGCCAUUUUCUCAGGAGGAGUUAAUGAAGUUAUUGCAGAUUUAAUUAAGAGAAUCCACAUUCUCAGAAAUCAAGAAGAAGAUGGGCAAACAGUGACAAAUGUUAACAGGCUUUUUUUCAAGUAUUCAAUGGAAGCAGUGGCAAAUGUUCUAUAUGAGUGCCGCUUGGGGUGCUUGGAAAAUCACAUCCCCCAAAACACUGUGGAAUACAUUGAAGCUUUGGAGUUGAUGUUCAGCAGUUUUAAAACCACGAUGUAUGCAGGAGCUAUUCCCAAAUGGCUUCGUCCAAUUAUUCCUAAACCUUGGAGAGAAUUCUGUAGAUCCUGGGAUGGACUCUUUAAAUUUAGUCAAAUUCAUGUUGACAAUAAAUUAAAAGAUAUAAAGUCCCUUUUAGACCAAGGAGAAGAGGUAAAUGGCGGACUGCUCACAACACUGCUUAAGAGUAAAGAGCUUACAGUGGAAGAAAUCUAUGCCAAUAUGACGGAGAUGCUUUUGGCAGGGGUUGAUACAACUUCAUUCACUUUAUCCUGGGCAACAUACCUGUUAGCAAAGCAUCCAGAGGUACAGCACUCAGUCUAUAAAGAGAUAAUCAGUAACCUGGGGAAAGAUAAAGUCCCUGAUGCAGAUGAUAUCCCCAACUUGCCAAUGAUUAGAGCUCUUCUCAAAGAAACCUUAAGGUUAUUUCCAGUAUUACCAGGAAAUGGUAGAGUAACCCAGAAAGAGAUGAUUGUUGGAGGAUACUUGAUACCUAAAGGGACUCAGCUGGCACUUUGUCAUUAUGCUACAUCAUAUCAGGAAGAGAAUUUUCCAUUAGCAAAUGAAUUCCAACCUGAGCGCUGGCUAAGGAAAAGCAAUAUGGACAGAGUGGAUAACUUUGGUUCCAUCCCCUUUGGUUAUGGUAUUCGAAGCUGUAUAGGAAAGAGAAUUGCUGAACUGGAAAUCCACCUUGCAUUAAUACAGCUGCUUCAAAGUUUUGAAAUAAAAUGUUCCCCCAAAACUAAAUCAGUUCGUGCCAAAACCCAUGGACUAUUGACUCCUGGAGAUCUAAUCAGUGUGAAGUUUGCUGACAGGAAAUGACAGUAGGACCUUCAGGAAGCUCACAGCAUACUCCACAGUCUGACUGCUGAUUGGAAGGUGCUAAUGAUUUUUUUAGCCCCUGUGGGAUUUCUGUAAUCAAGCAUUAGAUGCCUCCCUAGAGGUUUAUCUAUAUCCUGAUAGUUUUAUGUAUAUUCACAUGGAACAUUAAGGAAGUACAAACUGAACCAAUUCCUUUUUUAAAAUUUAUGAUGAGAAUCCAGUUUACCUUUGAGUGAGACAGUAAAAGCAAGAAGUUCAACAUUAUACACUUUACAAACAAUGUAUUGCAUUCCUGUGAGAGGAAGAACUGAGAUGUUCAGUUUAUCCACCACAACAUAUCUAGAUUCAAGUAAAUGAUAAACUCACAAUUUGGUUAUCACCUCCUUUUAAGCAAUUACCUAAGAAGAUAGAUAAGAAGCUAUGAUCUGAUCAUAAGGUAACUGAUAGCAAUUUUAGACCAUAUAAAAUGGUGACAGCAUGAAUAACAUGCAAACUCAGUCUUAAAGAAAAGCAUUCCUUUGUGUGAUGGUUCGCAAACACUGAUUUGCGAUGGUUUUUUUCUUCUCUUAAGUAACUUUUUGGGAAUUCUGACUCUGAAUAUAGUUCCUUUUCAAAUAGAUUUGGAGGUGUAUUAAGAAUAAUCCAUCAAAAAUUAGGGGAACAAUUUGAAAUACAUUUUAAAGAAAAUUAUUUUAUUUGCAGCCUAUGUAGAUUCACAGGUUUUAUCCCCUUAAAGAGUUUUUAAUGAAGUAAAAGGUUUUUUUUAAAAAAUAAAAAUAAAAAUAAAAUAAAAUAUGGAAGGAACAUAAGGCUUAUGUAAAAUUUAGUGAGUAAGCCACAUAAAUGGUGAGAGAAUACAAUUUUAUAUUUGUUCCAUUUUUAUUCAGUUACUACAAAUAUAGGUUUCUUUUUAAAAAUGACGGUUUUGCUUUAAUAUCCUGACAGGUUUUUUUAAUUGCAAGCAGAAUAUACUUUACACAAAGCUUUGUUAUAUUUGUGUGGGUUGCUGCCCUCUCUAGGACAGAGACAUAAAUGCCACAGUGUUUUGUACUUGAGAAUUAAUGCACUUUGUAAGUUGCUUAUCUAAGCAAUUUUGUAUAGCUAAUGGCAACUAAAGGAUAAGUUUGUGUUGAAACUUUUGACAUUAUGGGUUUGAAGGACAGCAGUGUGACUUUUAUGCAGAAAUUAUUGUAAGGGAAAAUGAACAUUUGAAGCUGCCUUCUACUGAGUCAUAUCAUUGGUCCAUCUAAUUCAGUAUUAUCUACACUGACUGGCAGGGGCUGUCCAGGGUUUCAGACAGAACCCUUCCCCAGCCCUGCCUGGAGACUUUCUGCAGGCAAAGCAUCUGCUCUGCCACUGAGAUAUAGCCUUUCAGCCUUUAACCAAAAAGGGUUGUUGUUAACAAGAUUGAACAUGCAUAUUUUAAAGUCAUAUUGACUAUGUGCCUAUAACAGACUACAACGAUACUUUAAACAUUUAGAUUAGAUAUUUCUGGAAAGCUGAUCCUCCUGCGUCCACCAUAAUACUCACUAAUCCCAGCUUUGCACUAAUUUUCCAAUUCUGUGAGAAGGAAUAUGCCCAACUUUCUCAGGAACCUCUUCUGUAUCUCUGGGCAUCAUCUAGAAGAAAAAGCUCAGAGAAUCAAAGCUUGCUUGCCUUCUGUAGCUAGGUCUGCUUCUAGCACAAUUCCUGAAGCUGAUCAAGUAGGGAUCAAAGAGUUACUGUAAGCUCUGAUUCUCAACUUGAAUGGAUCUGCAUUUUGGACUGUUACAUUAGCAUUUGGCUCUGUUUUUAUUUUUAAUCUAAUAUUGUUAAUGGUAAACUUUUGUAAGUUAAUAUUUCAUAUUAUAUAAAAAGGAAUUCAGAAAAGAACAUUUCAAUAAAUUCUUAUCAUUAAUAGUUUGAA
This is a messenger RNA of Hemicordylus capensis (graceful crag lizard), 4426 nucleotides long. RefSeq names its product cytochrome P450 27C1. The record is from RefSeq and is a predicted model, not a curated record. Gene Ontology annotation, molecular function: iron ion binding; heme binding; monooxygenase activity. Gene Ontology annotation, biological process: C21-steroid hormone biosynthetic process; glucocorticoid biosynthetic process; cellular response to peptide hormone stimulus. Bases 844 to 2520 code for a protein of 558 amino acids. Gene Ontology annotation, cellular component: mitochondrial inner membrane. Lineage: Eukaryota; Metazoa; Chordata; Lepidosauria; Squamata; Cordylidae. The transcript is spliced from 9 exons.